Molecule: messenger RNA, 1159 nt
Organism: Saccostrea cuccullata (small rock oyster)
Lineage: Eukaryota; Metazoa; Mollusca; Bivalvia; Ostreida; Ostreidae
Exons: 7
Coding region: 1-1119 (372 amino acids)
Source: RefSeq, a predicted model, not a curated record
AUGAUAGACUCGUACAGGAAGUAUAGUAUAGUGGACUGUGUUAAAGAGUGUUUAAGAACAAGGAGGUGCAAAUCAGUGAAUUAUUAUAAAGGAGCAAACUAUUGUGAAAUUAACUUUGAAGGAAACACGUCUGGAUCAGGAAUGAACAGACAAAGCUCGGGCUGGAUAUACACCGCCAUAGAAAACUGGGAUAAGGGUCUUAUUGGGUCUUGUUUAGCUUCAGCCUGUGCGAUCAAUGAGAAAUGCAUCCGUUCACAGUCUAGGAUAUCCAAAUGUGUCAUGUCUGACUGUGGGAUCCCAACAAAAAAUAAUACUACGUGGGAUGUACAAGAUGGAGACGGUAUAGGAAUAUUUAAAGAAAUGCACCUUAAAUGCCUCGAUUCCUUUCAACAGCGAGGAUCAGGGAGGAUUCUGUGUCUUGAGAACGGGACGUGGAAAUCGGACCUGCUUUGUCAAGAUGCUACAGAUUGUAAAAGCCUAUAUGAUAAUGGUAACACUAACUCCGGCGUGUACGAAGUUUACCCUUAUAGUACAAGCUCACGUCCAGUCCGAGUGUUCUGUGAUAUGGGCACACUACACGGAGGAUGGACGGUGAUCCAAAAACGAGUAGAUGGAGUCGUCAGCUUUGACCGUGUAUGGUCUGAGUAUAAACAUGGAUUUGGGGAACCAGAAGGGAAUCAUUGGAUAGGAAAUGACGUAAUUCAUCAGUUAACAAAGGGAAGGAACUCGUCUCUUUACGUUUCGAUCACACUAGUGAGUGGCAGCAGAUUGUAUGCGUUGUAUGACAGAUUUUCUGUUUCCACUGAAGCAGACAAGUAUAAACUCUUUUUAGAGGGGUAUCUGGAGGGAACAUUAGGUGACAGUAUGGUAGACACCGGGUAUGCUGGUAAAGAUCUCUCUGGGGUGUAUUUUUCUACGCCAGACCGAGAUUAUGACAGGUUCUUAAGAGGAAGUUGUGCUGGCAUCUGUAAAGGAGGCUGGUGGUUUAACAAUUGUUAUAAGGUCUUUCUUAAUGGGCCCCUGGUCCCCAGGAUACUGGACAGGUCCAUGGUCUCCUGCAGUAACGCAAGGGGCCUCUGUCAAGGAGACAAUCAUGAUGGUCAGAAGUCACUAGGUUGAAGCAACAAGUGUAUGGGUUCGAUUGAGUGAUUGAUUUCUU